Molecule: messenger RNA, 1374 nt
Organism: Porites evermanni
Lineage: Eukaryota; Metazoa; Cnidaria; Anthozoa; Scleractinia; Poritidae
Source: the annotation of a GenBank genome assembly
AUGAAAACCACCUAUAAUGAGGAGAGUUCAUCGGAUAUUGAAAAUCAGGAGGAGGAAGUGGCUUCUAAGAGGGUCCCAAUGGGGUGGUGGCUUUUACGGUUAUCGGCUAAAAUUUUGGCUCUUUUACGGCUAUCGGUUAAUUUUUUUCAGUUACGGUUAACGAAAAAGUUAAAAAUUAACUUCUUUUGUUUCAAAAAGUUAAAUAUUAAUUAACCCGUAUUUUUUUGUAUCUUUAAAUCAAAAUAAAGGUCUUCGGAUCAUCUCGGGAUGAAAUAAGCUAUUCUUUUGAAAAAGUUUAAUAUUUUAUAUAUCAAAAGGUUGAAUACUUUUUAUAAAGUAUUCCACUUCUAAUACAUUAUUUUACACAUAGAAAUGUCAAUAGUCAAUUUAAAAAUAAUCUUCGUGAAAAAGCAAAAGCAGACACGCAAACGCCCAACUCAAGGCCCGGGGCGCGACAUUCAUUAUAACAGAAAUGGCCGUUUUCACACUAGAGAAGGAUUAUUCGUGUGAGACGGGUUAUCCGUUUGUUGAUUCGCGUCAGAUAGGUAAUACGUCUUAAUCUGAAAAUGGAAUAGUUUUAAUUUUGAAUGAACAAUCCGCCUGACUUUUGAAGACGGGACUAUCCGCUCCAGAUAGCCUGUGUACAGCCGCCCCCUCCCCCGCAGAAAAAUCGGAGAAGGGGUGUCUGUGGGGAGGGCGCGACUGUACACAGGCUAGUCUCAGACGGAUGAUCAAUUUCUAGCUCUAGUGUGUGCCUAGGUCUUGGUUAACACCUAAAAGGCGCUUUGCCUAACGUGCGUACGGAGUCACACUAGCCGGGAAGUAAAAAACGUAAUCAUAAGUAAGUUUAGCACCUUCCCUAAAAGUAGCAAAUCUAGGUAACAAUUUCUUUUACGGUUAACUCUUUUUUACCCUAUUUACGGCUAACGGUUAAAAUUUUUCAAUUUUUACGGCUAUCGACUAAAUUUUUGGCCGUUUUACGCCUAUCGGUUAACCCCAUUGAGACCCUCUUCUGAGAAUGGCGCUGAAGCUGAAGGCAUCCAAGAGAGCGACAACGACACUGAAAACGACAGUCAGGAGAUAGAAAGUAGUAACCCUGAAACGUCCACCACCUUUCACUCCAAAAGUCCCUGUGAACACUGCGAAAACUCUAAUGUGUACGGGACAUUGAUCAUGAAAUGUCCUAAAUGCCUUUGGCACGAUUACUACAAGAUUUGUCCUAUAUGCGAUCACCAGAUUCCCGAGGGGAGACAUUACAUGAAAGAGGGCUUUCUUCGGUGUCACGAUUGCGGAGCAGUUACACACAAAAACGCGAAGACGUUGGAAACCAAUUUCUAUUCCCCUUCUACAGAGGAGAACGAAGAUGAAGAUUAA